UGUAUCCCAGUAUUGUAGGUGUGAUUACGAUUACUUUUUAAGAUUUGUUUGGUAUCCCUUAGUUAAUGGCAUGUAGAAGAGUGAUAUUAUAAUUGCACAAGGCCAACAAAAAAGAUGGAAAGUAGGGAGUUUUUGAACACUAAAGAAUUGCAGACAAAAAGCCACCCACUCAACCAUUCAAUUUGAAACUAAAAAGGAAAAAACAGAUAUCCCCCGUUUCCCCCAUCCCCACCUGACCUCAUCUCCACCAUAAACAAAUGCAUCACACACCCAUCUAAAAUUCCAUUUUCUCUCUGCACUGCACAAACAUCAUGGCCUAGCUGUUUCUUGGAUCCGGAGAUUCUGGGUCUUUUCUAUUAGUUUAUACACAAAAUUACAAUAGCCCACCCACCCACCACAAGACAUGAUUUGGGGGUUCUUCUAUUGUCUCUCCCUCCUUACCCUCUACCCUUCCUCUCUUUUGUAAUGCCUGGGAAUCCAUGGACCCUCUUAUCCUCCCUUCUCCUCUCUUUCUUCUUCGUUCUAAUUCGCUCCCCUUACGCUGCUUUCGCUGUUAACCAACAAGGUGAAGCUCUUAUCUCUUGGAAAGCCAGUUUCAAUGGAUCACCGCAGGCCUUAAGCAAUUGGGAUGCAGGGGAUGUCACCCCAUGCAACUGGUUAGGCAUCGUCUGCAAUUUUAACAACCAGGUUGUGGAACUGGAAUUGAGGUAUGUGGAUUUAUUUGGACAACUUCCGGCUAAUUUCACCUCUUUGUUAACUUUGAAUAAGCUUGUCCUCUCUGGAGCAAACCUUACUGGUCCAAUCCCAAAAGAGAUAAGCACUCUCACCCAGUUGACCCACUUGGAUUUGAGUGAAAAUGUGUUCAGUGGUGAAAUCCCAAGUGAGCUCUGCGGUUUGUAUAGGCUUCAACAACUCCAUCUCAACUCAAACCAACUCAAGGGCUCCAUCCCAAUCGAAAUUGGGAAUCUCACAAGUUUGAAAUGGCUCAUCCUAUACGAUAAUCAACUAAGCGGUGGAAUUCCCAGCACCAUAGGCAAAUUAAAAAAUCUUGAAAUGAUCAGAGCCGGUGGGAACAAGGAGCUUGAAGGCCCUCUACCACCAGCAAUAGGCAACUGCACCAGUUUGGUGAUGUUAGGCCUAGCUGAAACAAGCAUCUCGGGUUUCCUCCCUCCAACUUUAGGCCUCCUCAAGAAGCUUCAAACCAUCGCAAUCUACACCGCUUAUCUGUCAGGCCAAAUCCCCCCAGAAAUCGGGGACUGCACCGGCCUUCAGAACAUUUACUUGUAUGAAAACUCCCUGGCUGGAUCAAUACCCAGCAGCCUUGGCAAUUUGAGAAACCUUGAAAACCUGUUGCUGUGGCAGAACAACUUGGUAGGUAUCAUUCCUCCCGAGCUUGGGAACUGCAACAAGCUAUCAGUCAUCGAUGCUUCCAUGAAUUCAUUAACUGGAAGCAUUCCCCAAUCGGUUGGGAACCUGUCCUCUCUCCAAGAACUUCAGCUGAGCGUCAACCAAAUCUCGGGAGAGAUCCCUUCCACACUCGGCAACUGUCGUCAGAUGACUCACAUCGAACUUGACAACAAUCAGAUCACUGGAGCUAUACCUGGGGAGCUGGGCAACUUGACAAACUUGACGAUUCUGUUUCUAUGGCAGAACAAACUAGAAGGCAACAUUCCCGACUCCAUUUCCAAUUGCUACAACCUGGAAGCCGUUGAUUUAUCUCAAAACAGCUUAACGGGUCCUAUCCCCACUGGAAUCUUCCAGCUUAAGAAACUCAACAAACUAUUGCUUCUCUCCAAUAACCUCAUGGGGAACAUUCCGCCGGACAUAGGGAACUGCUCCUCCUUGAUCCGGUUUCGCGCUAGCAAUAACAAGAUAACCGGAUCCAUUCCUAUCCAGCUUGGGAGCUUGCAGAACUUGAAUUUCUUGGAUCUGGGUUCCAACCUAUUAACCGGAUUUAUACCCCAAGAAAUAUCCGGCUGUCGGAAUCUCACUUUUCUGGAUCUGCAUUCCAACUCUAUAGGCGGUACCUUGCCUCUCAGCUUGAGCAAGCUUAUUUCACUUCAGUUUGUUGAUUUCUCUGAUAACUUAAUCGAAGGGACACUGAGUUCGAGCCUUGGUUCACUGAGUUCACUCACUAAACUCGUUCUUGGGAAGAACCGAUUCUCUGGAUCAAUCCCGACUGAACUGGGGUUCUGUUCGAAGCUACAGUUACUAGAUUUGAGCUCAAAUCAGCUGAUGGGUAAUAUUCCGGCAACUUUAGGAAAGAUUCCGGCGCUGGAAAUCGCUCUCAAUUUGAGUUGGAACCAGCUCACCGGCGAGAUUCCGGAGGAGUUCACGUCAUUGGAUAAGCUUGCUAUUCUGGAUAUAUCCCAUAAUCAACUGGUUGGAGACCUUCAAAAUCUUGCCGGGCUGCAAAAUCUAGUUCUUCUCAACGUGUCGCAUAACAACUUCAGCGGGCGAGUGCCGGACACGCCCUUCUUCUCGAAGCUCCCACUCAACGCGCUUGCAGGGAAUCCCUCAAUCUGCUUCUCCGGCAACCAGUGUUUUGCAUACGACGGGAAAGGAGGUGGCUCCUCGUCUAAGCGCAAGGGUGCGCGCGUGGCGAUGGUGGUUUUGCUCUGCACCGCAUGUGCUCUCCUCAUGGCGGCGGUCUACAUCAUCAUCAGCUCUAAAAAGCGAAGCCGUGGUCCUCACCAUGAUUGUGACAUUGAAGGAGACGCUGACCUGGAAAUGGGCCCGCCAUGGGAGCUGACUCUAUACCAGAAACUGGACUUAUCAAUCGCCGACGUGACGAGAUCCCUGAAUGCCGGCAACAUAAUCGGCCGCGGCCGAAGUGGUGUUGUUUAUAGAGUCAUCGUUUCUUCAGGACUAACCAUCGCCGUUAAAAGGUUCCGUUCAUCGGAAAAGACAUCAGCCUCCUCGUUUUCAUCCGAAAUUGCAACGUUGGCUAGAAUCCGACACCGUAACAUCUUACGAUUACUAGGUUGGGGAGCCAACAGGAAAACAAAACUGUUGUUUUACGAUUACAUGCCCAACGGAACAUUGGGCGCGUUGUUGCACGAAGGUUGCGGAAGAGACAUGUUAGAUUGGGACAUAAGAUUCAAGAUUGCGUUAGGCCUGGCGGAAGGGUUAGCCUAUUUGCACCACGAUUGCGUGCCGGCCAUCAUACACCGAGACGUGAAGGCUCAUAAUAUUCUGCUAGGAGACCGUUACGAACCCUGCUUGGCCGAUUUUGGGCUGGCUAGAUUGGUUGAGGACGAAAACGGUGCCUCCUUCUCCGCCAACCCCGAGUUUGCGGGCUCCUUCGGUUACAUGGCACCAGAGUAUGGUUGCAUGUUAAAGAUCACGGAAAAGAGCGACGUGUAUAGCUAUGGAGUAGUGUUGCUGGAGAUGAUAACCGGGAAGAAACCGGCAGACCCAUCGUUUCCUGACGGGCACCAUGUAAUCCAAUGGGUUCGAGAUCACUUGAAAAACAAGAAGGACCCCGUAGAAAUCCUUGAUCCUAGACUCCAAGGUCAUCCAGACACUCAGAUACAAGAAAUGCUUCAAGCUCUAGGAAUCUCACUGCUCUGCACAAGCAAUCGCGCCGAUGAUCGGCCCAUAAUGAAAGAUGUUGCAGCAUUGCUAAAAGAAAUUCGACAGGAGCCUACAUCGGGGAGCGACGCCCACAAGCCGACUAGCAACUCCUCGAAAAAUACCGAAACUGCUGCUUCCUACACAUCAUCAUCAGUAGAAGUGACCCCAGCUGAAUUGCUACAACACCUCCAAGGCUCCUCUCGAUCUCAAGCCUCACUUGCUUACUCUUCUUCCUCUGCAAAUUAUUUCCCAAGAAGCCAAUAACGCAAUGCCUCUGAGUCUGUGUGGUGAAAUCAUUAAUUAAUUCCUUGUAUGUAUAAAGGUAGUAGCAGUAGAAGUGAAUUAAAGAUUUGAAUCAGAAAUAGAUGGCAGCUGAUGAUGAGUGUAUAGCAACUUGAUUGAUUGACUUCCCUUUGCGAAUGAAAGCUAGCAUUCGGGUAUAGUGUCAAA
Messenger RNA from Gossypium arboreum, 4026 nucleotides. Its product is annotated as leucine-rich repeat receptor-like serine/threonine-protein kinase RGI4. The transcript has 2 exons. Gene Ontology annotation, molecular function: protein kinase activity; ATP binding; protein binding. Bases 466 to 3840 code for a protein of 1124 amino acids. The record is from RefSeq and is a predicted model, not a curated record. NCBI's taxonomy places the organism in Eukaryota, Viridiplantae, Streptophyta, Magnoliopsida, Malvales, Malvaceae. Gene Ontology annotation, biological process: protein phosphorylation.